Epithele typhae is the source of this 552-nucleotide messenger RNA. Its product is annotated as ferredoxin. Gene Ontology annotation, molecular function: 2 iron, 2 sulfur cluster binding. The record is from RefSeq and is a predicted model, not a curated record. Gene Ontology annotation, cellular component: mitochondrion. NCBI's taxonomy places the organism in Eukaryota, Fungi, Basidiomycota, Agaricomycetes, Polyporales, Epitheliaceae. Gene Ontology annotation, biological process: P450-containing electron transport chain; positive regulation of oxidoreductase activity. The coding region runs from base 1 to 552 and encodes 183 amino acids. The transcript has 6 exons.
AUGUCCGCUCUCGCCCAAAGGUUGUCGCGCUCCUGCUCGCGCCACCUCUCCCCCGCCUCCCUCCGUUACUUCUCCUCCCCGCCUGCUCCCCGCCCGUCCACCUCUCGGUUGGCCCCAACACUCCCUCGCCACCGCGCUUUUCACGCCUCAUCAGUCUCCGCUCAUGGCGCAGUAGACCGUCCACAGCCCGGUACCGGCAUAAAAGUACACUUCAAGGACUCCAAAGGCAACCUCCUCAAGACCGUCGAGGCGAACGAGGGCGACGAUCUGCUCAGCGUCGCCCAUGAGUACGACAUCGACCUAGAAGGCGCGUGUGAGGGCUCCGUCGCCUGCUCAACAUGCCAUGUCAUCCUCGACCCCGACACGUUCGACCUCCUCCCGGAGCCCGAGGACGAUGAGAACGACAUGCUGGACAUGGCCUUUGGCCUCACCGAUACCUCCCGGCUCGGCUGUCAGGUCCACCUCACGCGCGCCAUGGACGGCAUGACCGCCACCCUGCCCUCCGCGACCCGCAAUAUGUUCGUAGACGGGAAGAAGCCGACGCAUCACUAG